CUGAAGAGUCAACACUCGGGGUCGCCAAACAUAGGUUUGGAAGCUGUGGGACCGCUUGACAUCUGACGGAAGGGAUCAAUUAGGAAUUCACCCUCCUGCAAUAACCAUCAAGGACAACCAACGGUGGUAGUCAGCGGACCGUGUGAUCACACAGGGAGCUCAGUUUGACACACGGGGAUGGGCUACGUGGUAUGCCAGCACAGACACUCGCCUUUCGCGUCUGGCUCACCACUCGCACCGCUUUCGGGUGCCUCGCUUUGCCAUUUGCGGGCUCCGUGCCAAUGUCACGUCACCCUUUACAUAACGCGCGCGUGACUCUUGAGCUUACACAACCGAGUUACGAUCACAAUUCGCCUGCCCUGGGAAGCCGCGCUCGUAGCUUGCCACGGAAGGUACAAUUAAGACCGUCUGGCUCCGCCGUGGAAGAGUUCAAAGUGUCGACGGGGGAUCUUUGGGCCUCCCUCGAGUGGGAGUGGAUGGCCGAGGAGCUGACUGACCCUGCAGGUGGAAUUGAACAUUGCGGGAGCUGAUGGCUGUGGCAUUGGUACACGGCGCGAGCCGUGGCCUUGGUCUGGCUUUCUGCCGCCAUCUCCUCGCACGGCCUGGCUUUGGCUCCCAGGGAGAAGAAUCUCCAGUUGUCACUGUGAUCGCCACCUGCCGAGACCCUGAUGGUGCUCGUGAACUGCAGGCGCUUCAGCACCCAUCUAGCUCAUCUCGCAGCCGUCUGCAGAUGCUCAGGCUGGACGUGACUCAAGAGGAUGAGAUCCGACGGGCGGCAGAGAUGGUUGCCCAGCAGCACGGCCGCGUGGAUUUGCUCAUUAACGUGGCUGCAAUGCUUCACCCAGGCGGCAGAGGAGAAACGAGCCUGCGGGACGUGACAGCUGAGGGGCUGACAGCGACUCUGGCUGUGAACACAUUGGGACCCCUGCUCAUGGCCAAGCAUUUUGCUGGGCUCCUGCAAAAAGGGGGUGGGCACUUUGGGCAGCAGAUGGGCAAGGGCCACAGUGCUGUGCUUGUGAACAUUUCUGCCAGAGUGGGCUCCAUCGGAGACAACGCAUUGGGUGGCUGGUACAGCUACCGUUUGUCCAAGGCUGCACUUAACAUGGCCACGCGUAACCUCGGCGUGGAACUCAGCCGCGGGAAAGGACGUGUGGUCUGCAUCAGCGUCCACCCGGGCACAGUUGACACGGACCUGUCCCGGGCUUACCACCGCAACGUGCCACUGAACAAGCUGUUCACGCCUGAGAAAUCUGUGCAGCACAUCAUGAAUGUAGUGAACAAACUCGCUUUUGAGCAGACAGGCAAAUUCUACGCAUGGGAUGGCACUGAAAUUCCAUGGUGACAGAGAGGAAGAAGAUAUUGUCAGUUAUUACAUUCUUUGCUAAAUAAAUGUGGCUAUGGUGCUGGUCUGUCAGCCUGCUUAAUUGCUUUUCAGCUAUUCUAAUGAGUAUAUAUUAUUUAUAAUAAAGGAUUAUUUCGACCUUUUGUAUCAGACCACCAUGAAUAAUCUUUAGUAUGUGCUGAGUACAAUUCCAUUUUUAUUGAGCAAUCAAUUUGAAAUUUGACAUUAAGUAAUAAAGAACAGUUAUACAGGAUUUGGUAUAUUUCUGUAUCAUGACACUGACAUGGUCCUUUCACAGCAUUUUAUGAAAAGAAAACCACAUUUCAAGUGUCUAUUGAUUAAAGAUGUGUGUUUACUAAUACAUACUGAUGUGACUCCCAAAUGCCAGUGUUUUUGCUGAAAUAUGAGAACUGCAUAUAUUAAAUGUUUUUUUUUAUUUCGAAUGUGUAUGUUUUAUAGAUGUUUUGUCUUGAUUUUGACUCAACCCUCAUUCAUAUUACACAUAUGUCCAGUUGCAAUAUUGACCAAAUAGACAAACAUUUAUUAUUCUAUUUGAUGUAGUAGUGGAAAUGUUACCAUAGCUUUUUUGAGCUUUACGAACAUGGGCAAAAAUCUGAAGUGAUAAACUUCCUCUGCUUCGAAAAAUACCUCUUUAUUCAUGCACUAGGUAAUGAUUAGUCAUAUAUAUAUAUAUUAUGAAUUAACAUGCUUUUGUAAGCACUUAGAUGAUUUUGUUAAGAAUACACAAAUGUCAUUGGAUGGCCCUGCAUGACAACGUAUGCAAUUUGUUACAUGUGUAGUGACCUACUCAGAGACACUAGGAGUAGGAGGCACUCUAUUAUAGCCUUCACAAGGUACCAGGGUAACUACACUUUCAGCCAGGACAGCUAACAGACAGACUGCCUGACGAGAAGGUGAAAACGGUGAAGAAAACUCCAGUAGCCCAACGGGAUUCCACUCCAAGCAACAGCCCUGAGCCUUUGCUCGGGGUCCCCUUUUAUCCUCCUAGCGUGGCCUCGCUCUGCCCUACUGGCAGGUUGCCGGGCUUCCCUCACGUGACCCCUCUAUCACCUUUGCCUUACAUCCCUCUUCCUGGCUUAACACGUGACCUGCUGACAGACAGGGCUGCCGCAACUGCAGAUUCCCUUCUCUGCCAGCAACCAUCCCUAUGCUACGUAGCGACCCAUUCCAUGUCACUGCACAUGUAAACCAUGUACGUAUAUAGGUUAAUGUCCAAUGAAGACUUGGGUAAGGCCUCUGGGUCAACUACAUUAAAAUUCCAUUAGGUGUAAUUACAUGGACCAUUGUCUUGUAUGGAAGCAUUAAUUGCUGUAAAAGUUGUGAGUUUGAUGAAUUACACCUAAAUCUAAUUCACCAAAGCAGCAAUUUUAACUGAAUUAACUUUUUGAAGCUGGAGGGAUAAAGCAAAACAAUUUCAUCCCAUAGUAUGCAAAUUAUUUAACUUAUUAUUUGCUGAGGAAUUUUUUUUAUUUAACUGCUGAUGAGCCUGUAUGCCAAAACCGGUCCCGAGUCUUCUUGUACUAAACCAAUGCUGCCGAAAUCAUGCACCCUCGGA
Molecule: messenger RNA, 2918 nt
Organism: Lethenteron reissneri (Far Eastern brook lamprey)
Lineage: Eukaryota; Metazoa; Chordata; Hyperoartia; Petromyzontiformes; Petromyzontidae
Product: C-signal-like
Cellular component (GO): cytoplasm
Molecular function (GO): oxidoreductase activity
Source: RefSeq, a predicted model, not a curated record